UGUGUCUUCCUGCUCUCAGCUGCAUCUCUCUCAUCCAAUCUUGGUGAAGAGUCUUGGCUAAGAGAUAAGGAAUGGGAAGGUAGUCCCAAGAAAGUUCCAUGACAUUCUCAGAAGUCACCGCCUGAAUAUCAAACCUGAAUAACCAGGAGAGAUGUAACCUUGGCAUACUUUCAGCUGUUUUCUUCCUGCCCACGCUCCAGGCUGUUCAGGUCCUUGCUUGAGCGUGAACUCACGGGCGUAAAUAACGCGUUGUCAACAGCCUGUGUCAGGCAGCCCGGCUAUUUAAGCAGGCUGGCAUCAGAGACCGCAGCUUCCAAAUCCAGACUUGGCCUCUUCCACCCACUCGGUAUCAUGUCGGCGAAGACCGCGAGCAGCCCCACGCAGGACCAGGUGGAGAUCCUGGAGUACAACUUCAACAAGGUCAACAAGCACCCGGACCCCACCACGCUGUCCCUCGUCGCGGCCGAGGCCGGCCUCUCCGAGGAGGAGACUCAAAAAUGGUUUAAGCAGCGCCUGGCCCAGUGGCGGCAGGCGGAAGGCCUACCCUCAGAAUGCAGAUCCGUUACGGACUAAGGAGAUGGUGGCAGCUUCCCUCCGUGAAGACCAUCUGCGGUUUCUCGCCUCAGCUUAACCAGGCUAUUUUGGUUUUUCAGUGUAGUGUUGUAUGUUCCUCUGUUAGCUGUCCUGCUAUUUAACACAAUGUUGUAUUUUUUAAUGUAUAUAACUAAAAAAGAAAAUAACAAUAAGAAGCUAUGUGCAGCUUCUGUGUAUAGCAGUGGCUUGGCUAGGAAAGUGGUGUGGCUUGCAUUUCCCUCGGGGUCAUGAUGACAGAUGGUGUGAAAACUAUCUAGGUUUGCUUCUGAUCAUCACCUCCCAAUCAUAACAAUUUACUUUCAACAUCCAAUUCAGAACAGGCAAGGCCUCUGUUGAAAAGAUAAUGUGACCAAGAGGGAGAAACAUUUUCUUCUGAAUCUACUUCCCCAAGUUGUUUUCCUUAUGUUUCAUUUAAUACAUUGAGGUGGAAUGAGAAUACAGAGGAAUAUUUGAGUCACUCAGAUUUCAUAAAGUAGUUCCUUGGAUUAAAGCUACAUUAACUUAGAAAGAACCCAGUUAGAUUAAAAGACAGAAACUCCACAAGUAAUAUGACAGAAGAGCAAGUAACUAAGAAAAAAAAUCCCUAAAGUCUUUAAUUUACUUUAUUUAA
Molecule: messenger RNA, 1204 nt
Organism: Molossus molossus (Pallas's mastiff bat)
Lineage: Eukaryota; Metazoa; Chordata; Mammalia; Chiroptera; Molossidae
Gene: HOPX
Product: HOP homeobox
Exons: 3
Coding region: 352-573 (73 amino acids)
Biological process (GO): cell differentiation; regulation of transcription by RNA polymerase II
Cellular component (GO): nucleus
Molecular function (GO): DNA binding
Source: RefSeq, a predicted model, not a curated record